AUGAAGAUAAGCAAUGUGAUACUGGUCCAAGGCCAACAACUGACCAACAAACUAGUCAACGAAACUUCAUCAGGUACUAUUUUCUUCGAAAAAGACCAUAAUCACUUAAAACCUCCACUUUUGCCUCACCAAAUCCUCCAUUAUCUCAGGGCACCCCAAUUUAUUCCUAAUCCUGAAAAUUUUAACCUAUCUAAACCUUCAUAUGAAGAUUAUAUAGCACGAAGGCACAGUGUCAGAGAGUUUACUCCUUUAAGUAUUGAAAACGAGCAUAGUCCUGUUAUGAGAUAUUUAUCAUUAUUAACGAAUGAUCCUAUGAUGAAAAGAUCUAUGAGCUUAUUAGGAGAUUUCCAAAAGACUGAUGAAAUGAAGUCUUUACAAAAACCUCAUAUGCCACAGCUCGUGGCCAGACCUUAUAGUCCUUAUAGGCCUCAAAUCCAAAAACGAGCUAUUGGGAAAAAGCAAAAUAUAAAUAAUGCUAAAGACAAUAAGAAAAUAAAAACAAAGAGAAAUAUGAAAAAAGAAAUUAAUGUGAAUGCAGAGUCAAGAAGGAUGAGGAAUGAGAAUAAAGCAAAGAUUAGAAACCCAAGCUUUAAUAGGCUGGCUAGAGUUAAAGAAGAAAUGAUAAAUUUUAAGCCGACUAUUCAGAAAAACCAUGAAAUCAAUUUAAGAAUUCAAAAAAGGUCAAAUUCGCAGCCUCAAAUUAGCCGGAUUGGCUGGGAAAAGUUAAAAAUUCAUUUAUAA
Molecule: messenger RNA, 741 nt
Organism: Blepharisma stoltei
Lineage: Eukaryota; Ciliophora; Heterotrichea; Heterotrichida; Blepharismidae
Source: the annotation of a GenBank genome assembly